ACGCCCAUCCCGCGUAUCGCCCCGCCCAGCCACGGCCGACCGCUGCUCCCCGUGGGCCUGAGUCGGCCGGCGGCUGCCCGCCGGGGCCCUAGACGGCGCAGCGGGGCCGGGAGCCAGGGACCCGCGGAGGGAAGAGGCGGCCCAGACGGCUGCCGGCUGCCGGCGGGGCGGCCGCACGUGGAUGCGGCGGGUGCGGGAAGCCUCGAGCAGCCCGCGCCGUCUCUGCCCCCGGGCACCCUAUGGCUUGAAGAGCCCGGCCAUUCAGUGGCCCUGCUACCCCAAUGGAUCCACUGAACCUGUCCUGGUACGAUGACGAUCCGGAGAGCCAGAACUGGAGCCGGCCCUUCAAUGGGUCUGACGGGAAGGCCUACAAGCCCCACUAUAACUACUAUGCCACGCUGCUCACCCUGCUCAUCUUCAUCAUCGUCUUUGGCAAUGUGCUGGUGUGCAUGGCCGUGUCUCGUGAGAAGGCGCUGCAGACCACCACCAACUACCUGAUCGUCAGCCUUGCUGUCGCAGACCUCCUUGUAGCCACACUUGUCAUGCCCUGGGUUGUCUACCUGGAGGUGGUGGGCGAGUGGAAAUUCAGCAGGAUCCACUGUGACAUCUUUGUCACUCUGGACGUCAUGAUGUGCACAGCGAGCAUCCUGAACCUGUGCGCCAUCAGCAUCGACAGGUACACAGCUGUGGCCAUGCCCAUGCUCUACAACACACGCUACAGCUCCAAGCGCCGGGUCACCGUCAUGAUCGCCAUCGUCUGGGUCCUCUCCUUCACCAUCUCCUGCCCACUGCUCUUUGGACUCAACAACACAGAACAGAGUGAGUGCAUCAUCGCCAACCCUGCCUUCGUGGUUUACUCCUCUGUUGUCUCCUUCUACGUGCCCUUUAUCGUCACCCUGCUGGUCUACAUCAAGAUCUACAUUGUUCUCCGGAGGCGCCGGAAGCGGGUCAACACCAAGCGCAGUAGCCGGGCUUUCAGGGCCAACCUGAGGACCCCACUCAAGGGCAGCUGUACUCACCCUGAGGACAUGAAGCUCUGCACCGUUAUCAUGAAGUCUAAUGGCAGUUUCCCUGUGAACAGGCGGAGAAUGGAGGCUGCCCGCCGUGCCCAGGAGCUAGAGAUGGAGAUGCUGUCCAGCACCAGCCCACCUGAGAGGACCCGGUACAGCCCCAUCCCGCCCAGCCACCACCAGCUGACCCUCCCCGACCCGUCCCACCACGGCCUCCACAGCACUCCUGACAGCCCUGCCAAACCCGAGAAGAAUGGGCAUGCCAAAGACCACCCCAAGAUUGCCAAGAUCUUUGAGAUCCAGUCCAUGCCCAAUGGCAAAACACGGACUUCGCUUAAGACCCUGAGCCGCAGGAAGCUCUCGCAGCAGAAGGAGAAGAAAGCCACCCAGAUGCUCGCCAUCGUCCUUGGCGUGUUCAUCAUCUGCUGGCUGCCCUUCUUCAUCACACACAUCCUGAACAUUCACUGUGAUUGCAACAUCCCACCUGUCCUGUACAGCGCCUUCACAUGGCUGGGCUACGUCAACAGUGCCGUGAACCCCAUCAUCUAUACGACCUUCAACAUUGAGUUCCGCAAGGCCUUCAUGAAGAUCCUCCACUGCUGACCCUGCUGCCCACCUGAACAGCAGCCCACCGCCCACCUCCCUGCCUGGGCCCGCCUGGCCCGGCCUGGCCUCAGUCCCUGAGAGCAGUGGGCAGGAGGGCGUGCAGCGGACUUCUCUCUGCCUGGCAGGCCCUGCAGUGUUAGCUUGGCACCACGCCCCUCACUACCCAGACAACCUCACUCUGCCAGGGUGGGGUAGAGAGCCUGGCAUGGCACCAGCCCUUGGGCUGGACCCCAUGGUUCAGGGGUAGCUCACAGAGACCACUGCCCACUUCCAGACCCCUUGUCCUUGGCACCAAAGAUGUAGCCACCUUCUCUGACCCUCCUCCGGAGCUCUGGUGUUGCUGGGGCCAGAGUCAGGGCUGCGAGGCUGUGCCCUCCGCUGGGCUCAGCCGGGCCUCCACAGGUUUGUGCUGGAGUGGGCGGUAGGGAGGGAUGGCCAGUUCACAGCACCCAAGGUCCACACCAGAAAAGCCAGAGCUCUUCCCAAGACCCCAAGUCACUUCAGUCUGGGGAGACCCAUGUACACACCAGGCCAGAGAAUGAAACCCAGGAAAGCCCAAGCCAAAAACCUUCACUCCCUUUUCUGCCCAAUAGGAGCCUCUGCUUCCCGUAGCCAUGGGUCCUGGCAUGGCCCACCCUCUCCACACCCGCUGCGGGGAGGGCCCCAGGAGGGUCUAAUCCUCCACCCCUAAUAAACCCACUCUGCUGCCUCCUGA
Artibeus jamaicensis (Jamaican fruit-eating bat) is the source of this 2331-nucleotide messenger RNA. RefSeq names its product dopamine receptor D2 (gene DRD2). Gene Ontology annotation, cellular component: presynaptic membrane; glutamatergic synapse. The coding region runs from base 282 to 1613 and encodes 443 amino acids. Gene Ontology annotation, biological process: adenylate cyclase-activating adrenergic receptor signaling pathway; adenylate cyclase-inhibiting dopamine receptor signaling pathway. The record is from RefSeq and is a predicted model, not a curated record. The transcript is spliced from 8 exons. Lineage: Eukaryota; Metazoa; Chordata; Mammalia; Chiroptera; Phyllostomidae. Gene Ontology annotation, molecular function: G protein-coupled receptor activity; dopamine neurotransmitter receptor activity, coupled via Gi/Go.